AUGGAAUCAGGUCAUAAUGAUGGUCUUGGCGUACAACGAGAAUACAUUGUAAAUGCAUUGGCAAACGAUGAAUCAUUGUUGAAUAAUUUCUUACAAUUUCGUCAACAACAACAAGCACAAUGUCGAAUUAAAAAAACAGGACACAAUGUAUCACCGUACUAUGAAAAGGUUUCGUCAAAUAAACCAUUAAUUCAUAAACAACUAAAUCAAUCUAAAAAGAUGCAAUCAAGACUACAAGUACAACAAGAUGCAUUAACGCCAAACAAGCGCAGAUUAAAUGAUAGUGCUGAAUCAGGAGGAUUACCAAUACCGAAACAACAACGAUCAGGUAAUGAACAAUUUCAAGAAAAUGAAAUAAUACUAGAUGCACCAGGUGAUAGUCAACAGGUGGAUACAACAUUAAAAUGCGUGAAGCAACACAAGAUUCCUUUCGAUCAAGUGAAACGGGCUGUUUCAAACAAUCUUUCAUGUUUCUAUAUGUCAUUUCAUCCUACAAAUACAGAUCAAAAAGUACCAUCAGCUUUUAAGGCAGCAGAUCAAGUUUUUGAAUAUCUAAAACAAAAAAACGUACAAAUUAAUCGAUUUAGUUUCGUAGGAUGGGCAGGAUCAAAGCUCAAAUUGGGAGUAAAUGACAAGGAAGACUAUAUUAAUCUUAUAUCAACCGAAGAAUGGCCUACUAGUAUAAUGAAUAUACCAAUAACAAUCGAAAAACCGAAGUUUAUUCCCGAUUCUUUUGAAUUAGUCAUCAGAUACGUACCACGCGGUAUGGAUUAUGAAUUUGUAAAAGAAGAAAUAUCACGAUCAAUCGCAUCAAUCAUAAAUCUAAAGAGGAUUCAUUAUUCAUAUAAUCGAAAAACAGAUGAUUAUCGCUUCCACGUUAAAGACUUACAAAAGUAUAACCGAGCGCCCGACAUGAGACGUAUAUCUAUUGGCAAUGUUAUGAUAUCAAUUACACAAUUUUUAGAAGGCAACAAAUUAACGUACUGUACUCGCUGCNUAAAAGAAAAAUAUUAUAAUUUCUGUAAUAAAUACUUGCUCUUCAUUGUUAUGUUGAGAAUUAUCUAA
This is a messenger RNA of Rotaria sp. Silwood2, 1065 nucleotides long. The record is from the annotation of a GenBank genome assembly. NCBI's taxonomy places the organism in Eukaryota, Metazoa, Rotifera, Eurotatoria, Philodinida, Philodinidae.